CAGUGAGCAUCGAACUUCACCAAGGGAUACAGCCAAUUCCAGAACCUGAUCUUGAAAUAUGGAGAAUAGGCCAGAGAAUCAAGAUGGCCCUGUGUUCCCAGAGAAGGGGCCUGAGAGUCACGAAGAUCCAGCGUCCUCCAUGAAAGGAAAUGCUGCAAUGUCAGCACCAGCUGGUAUCACAGCAUCGCUGAGCAGCACAGCUGAGGAACCUGUGGGAGAUGGCACUGGUGCUUAUUCGCUGGCAUCAUCAACUAAAGGACCACGUGACUCAGUAACAGCAAUUACUGCUGAAAAUUACUUGGAGAUGAUACACAGGGAACGGAAUAAACUGGUCAAUUUACUUCAAAAUGAUGCUGACAAUGUUUUGGAUGAGUUACUCUGCCAGUCAGUCAUCACAAUGCAGGAGUACGAUGGAGUCAACAAAGAAGAUGAUACAAGAAACAGAAUGAGAAAACUGUUGAUUCUGAUUCCAAGGAAGGGGGGAUUGACCUGUAUGCAAUUUCUGGAAAGUUUGCAAAGGUUAUAUCCUGAUUUACAACAACAUUUGCAAUAUUCAGGAGAUGAGUCUGUAAUCGUGGAGAAUAGACCCAGGAAUUUAGGUGGCUCUGAGUCUUCAGAGACAGUGAAUCCUCAAGUGCUAGCACCAGCUGGUAACAUGGCAGUGCUGAGUUAUAGGACUGAGGACCCUAUGGGAGAUGACAUCAGUGGAACGGCUAUGUCGGCAUCAACCAGAAGGCCAUGGGACUCAGUAACAGCAGCCACAGAUGAAAAGGCCUUGGAGAUGAUACACAAAGUACAAGAUAAACUCAUCAAGUUACUUCAGAAUGAUGCUGACAAGGUCUUGGAUGAGUUGCUCUGCCAGUCAGUGAUCACACAGCAGGACUACGAUCAGCUCAACAAAGGAAAGGAUGCAGAGAACAAAAUAAGGAUACUGUUGGUUGUGAUACAGCGGAAGGGGGGACCGACCUGUAAGCAAUUUCUGGAGUGUUUACAAAGCCUGUUUCCUGACGUCCAACAGCACAUACAAUACUCAGUACAGGUGUCUGCACCAACUGGUGAGACCUCAGCAGUGAGGCCUAUGGAAGAGGAAGUGGUGGGAGAGCUGGGCAGCAGUGCUACAUUGACAAGCUCAGCUGCAAGAUCCCCCGAUUCAGUAACCGUGGUCGCUGAUGAGAAAUCCUUGAAGAUUAUGUGCAAAGAGCGACGGAAACUGAUUAAGAUUAUUCAAAAUGACCCGGGUGGUGUCUUGGAUGAGUCACUUGCUCAGUCCCUCAUCACAGAUGAGGACUAUGACAAUAUGACUACAAUAUCGGAUACAGAGGCGAAAAUUAGAAAAUUGUUAAUUCAAAUACAGAGAAAGGGAGCACUGGCCUGUCAGCAAUUCCUGGAGUGUUUAGAAACCAUGUUUCCGGGCACAAAUCAGGAUUUACAACAUCCUCAGGGUGGAUUAAAUCAGGAAUCUCAGACUCUGCAAGCCACAGAGCUGGGGGAAAAAGAGGUCAUAAAUCCAAAACUGGAAUUAGAUAUUCAAGAAGACAGAAAGCGGGAGGAGACAGACCUUUCCAAAGAAAGAAGUAAAGCAUUUCAAGAUAUUCUGUCCAGAUUAAACCUGGAGAAGCACAGAAGCAGGAAGAUCAGGCUGAGGGAUGUCCUGGAGAUCUGCCCAGGAGGCAUCAAAAACAGGAUUCCAGAGGCAUUAAGUGAUUUACCUUGGCAUUUCCUGAGGAAGGUCAUGGCUGUGAAUGGGACAGCCAGAAAUACAAGCAUUGGGCACAAGGCUCCUGAAGAAGAAAUGAGUGAUGAUAAUAAAGAGCUACAUAUUGACGACAAUUUCUAUGUUAGUGAUGCCGAGAUAAAAGUUUCACUGCACCCCCUCGAUGUUCUCUGCGCCAUUCUGCUUUACUCAGACAGUUUCCUGCAGCAGGAGAUCCUGUCCAAAAUGUCCAUGUGCCAGUUUGCCCUCCCUCUGCUGCUUCCUGCCCUUGACAUCCACAAGUGCACCCUACUGCUGUGGGCCAUGAGGGACAUUGUGCGGAAGUGGAGGCCGCACUCCCUGGCAGAGAGCAGAGGGUUCAGAGAGGAGAGCCUGGUGCUCACAGCAAUGCCAACCAUUUCCUUUGUGCGGCUGGGGAGCUGCAGCUUCUCCAAGUCCAAACUCCUCAAUGAUGUUCUCAGCCCCUCCCAGCAGCACCACAAUUUCUUCAUCCAUCGUGACAUGGAGUCUGGGAAUGUCCCUCGGGAAAUUGCAGAUGGGCUGGUUGAGAUUUCCUGGUAUUUCCCUGGUGGAAAUGAGAAUUCAGAUCUUUUCCCAGAACCUGUGGCAGUUACAAACCUGCGUGGAGACAUCGAGACGCAGUGGCUGCAGUUUAGCUUUUUAACAGAGGUCUCCUCAGCAAUGUUCAUAGUUACUGAGAGCAUCAGUGAGCGAGAAUAUGAGCUGUUAUCCUCGCUGAAAGAAUCAACAGCUAAAUAUUACUUCAUCCUUAACUACAAGAAUGAGAAACCCAUAGAAACUCUGGGAUUCCUUAAUAAGCUGGCCCCUGUGCUGAAGCUGAGCAAAUCACAGCUACUUGUGAAAGAUAGUACCACUAAUAAUGCAGGAUUUGUGAAAAAGGUGCAGUCCACCAUAGGAAACAUAAUGAACUCAUCUCCCAAGACAGUGAGUUUGGAAGCUAUGGCUGUGAUGGCACGUGACCUAGGAAUCCAGGUGGAUGAGGACUGUCAGGCAUGUCAGUGUGCGAGGAAAUGUGCUGAAGAAAUCACUGUAGAAAUAAGAGAUGUGGCAAAAUACAAAAGAGAAAUGUUGAGACUCCAAGGGGACCCAUGGAAAAACUUGGCUAAAGUGGAAAAAGAGCUGUGCCGAAUGAAAAGCCAAGGAGAUAUGGCCACUGAAGACUAUAAAUCUGAGCUGAAACAGAAAUGGUUAGAGAUACGCAGACAGCAGAAUCAGUGUGGCCUUACUAAUGGUUUGACUAAGUUCAUCAAUGGAAUAGAACACUUGCCUACAGUGGAGAAACAUUACUUCCUGAAAUGGAUGAAAUUUAGCCUCGAUAACACUGCCAGGGGAAAUCUUUCUAAAAUGCGGGCUGAGUAUAAAAAGAAAUGUGAAACUCCAGGAGCGGACCGAAAACAGCUGGAAAAACUAGAUAAAUUAAUAGCUGACAGUUCCCUUGGGGUGGAGCAUUUCAUACGUGAGUUGGGGCAGUUCUAUGAAGCUGAAUGCUCAAUAGUUAAAGAAGGCAAUAAGGCAGAAAAUCAGAGACAAUUCAUCCACCUCCCAGCCAUAGCAGCUGACUUGAUGCUGGAAGGGUUUCCUAUGGAGCUGAUUGACGGAGAUGCCUCCAACAUCCCCAUGAACUGGGUAGUAGAUGUUCUAACUCAUCUCAAUAUCAGACUAGGGGGUAGAUCCAGAAUGGUGGUUAUAACAGUGCUGGGAGUGCAGAGCACAGGGAAAUCCACCCUUCUCAACACCAUGUUUGGCCUGCAGUUUGCAGUGAGCAGUGGCCGAUGUACGCGAGGAGCCUUCAUGACGCUCAUUAAAGUUACAGAAGCUGUUCAGAAGCUAAGUGGCUGUGAUUUCAUCCUGGUGAUAGACACUGAAGGUCUGAAGGCCCCUGAACUAACGACAUUGGAAGACAGUUAUCAACAUGACAAUGAGCUGGCCACCCUCGUGAUUGGACUGAGUGACAUAACCAUUGUUAACAUGGCCAUGGAGAAUGCCACCGAAAUGAAGGAUAUUCUGCAAAUUGUGGUCCAUGCCUUUCUCAGAAUGGAGGAAAUAGGGCAAAAGCCAAACUGCCAGUUUGUGCAUCAGAACGUCAGUGAUGUGUCUGCACAUGACCAGAAUAUGAGGGACAGAAAACACCUCCUGGAGCAGCUGAAUGAAAUGACGAAAGCUGCAGCAAGGAUGGAAAAACAAAGCAGGGAAAUGGUGUUUUCUGAUAUUAUGGAAUAUAACCCAGAGAAACACAAUUGGUACAUCCCUGGGCUGUGGCAUGGAGUCCCUCCCAUGGCUCCAGUAAACACUGGAUACAGUGAGAGUGUGUGUGAGCUAAAGAAACACCUAUUUGAAUUCAUAGAGAACCGUUCACGUUACAGAGCUGUCAAAGACAUUCCUGAAUUUAUUGAAUGGCUGAAGAGUCUGUGGAAUGCAGUAAAACAUGAAAACUUCAUCUUUAGCUUUAGAAACAGCCUUGUUGCUGAAGCCUAUAACCAGCUGUCUAUGAAGUAUUCUGAAUGGGAGUGGGAUUUCCGCAAGAAGAUGUAUAGCUGGAUAUCCGAUAAAGAAACUUUCAUCCAGAACCAGCCACCAGAGAAACUAGAGGGUGAUCCUUUAGCAAGUUUAAAAAUUGAGGCACAAGGGAAACUUCAGGAGGAAGAAAAGAAGCUCUUGGAUAAUUUAGAACAGUAUUUUAAAAGUGGAGCUUCAAAUUUGAACCUGAUAGAAAAGUACAGAGAAGAUUUCAAAAGGAGUGCAAAUAGCCUCAAAAGAGAACUUGAAAGUUAUUCAAUCAGUAACUGUGAGGAAGCAAUUCGAAUCCAAAGAGGACAGCACAAGAUAGACACUAUCCAGACUGGGUACAAACAGACAAUUGAAGGGAAAGUUGACAGACUCUUGGCUGAAUGCCGGAACAGAAAACAUAAACUAGACAAUGAGAAACUGAAAAUAGAAUUUGAAACAAUGUGGCGAAAAACCUUGUCAGAGUUAAAGCUCAGUAGUUUACAGAAACGUCAAGUUGUUCAAGAUAUGGAUCUCCAGCUGAGAAAGGAUUUUGAGAAUCGAGGGAGUGCCAUCAAUCAGAUGCUACAACAUGCAAAAAGCCUGCUGGGUUAUAGAAUGAAGUCUUUCACAAUGAAGAAGGAAUACUUAGAACUAAAAUGGACCACAGCAGUUGUGGAAUUCUUCUUACAGGACUGUCACCGUAAAACUGAAGAGCUUGCUCUAUCUUUAAUGGAUGAAUGCAAGAAAUACAUUGAAGAAAAAGUUAAAUCCAAAACAGACUAUGAUGAAACCUAUUGCGGAGAACUGCUGCAUAUGGUUAAUGAGAGGUUAAAACGGGAAGAUGUUCAGAAACUUCCCACUACCCCUAGUUUUGAAGUUGACCUGAAACUUCACAUUUUGGGGGAAGCAGCUUGUGCGUUUCAGAAGAUGCAUGAAGAUUUUAUCAAAGAAAACGAUCCUCAGCAACGUCUGGAGAAGCUGAAACCUCAGUAUUUCUCCAUAUUUAUGGAUCUCUAUUUGGAAAAGGAUGAAAGCCAAACAAGGGCCAAAGAUUUCUGUUAUCAGUGUCUCAAACCUGCCUUGGUGAGUUAUGUCAACAAAAGGCUCGGACUAGAAAUAGUUGACAAUUUUCUCAGCAGUGAACAGGCGGUUGAAUACGCCAGCCGAAGCUUCUUUCAGUUGUCUGUGCUAAAGAAGCUGCUGGAAGAGAUGAACUUUGACAACUAUGUGAAAUACAUACGUAACUAUGAAAAGUUUGUCAAAUCCUGGAUACAGAGAUGUCUGAUAGAUCACUAUGGAGGGAAGACAAGUUUGAGAGAGUUGGAGAAAGGGAUUCUCUCCACAAUAAUAAAUAAAAUCAAAGGAGUUCUGAAAAACUCCAUAAAUAAAAACAAUAAGACAGUUUCUGCCUUUUUAGACAGCUUUUGCAAAGAGCUGCAGCAGGACCUGGUCAUUUCCUGCAAUAGCUUAGUUGGAGUACAGUUUAAAAGCACAGCAAAAAUUGAGCAGCUUUCUGAUAACAUUCGAACCUUCCUUCUGGAGUUAGAACAACAAAUCUUAACCCAGUUUAAUCAUUUGCAACUUGACACCAAACUCUCCAACCUGUCAGUGAAGCCCCAGGAUGAGAUCUUCAAGCGAGUGUUUGGCUGUGGGAAGCAAUGCCCAUUCUGUAAAGCCCCCUGUGAAGCAGGAGGCACUGACCAUAAAGAGCAUUUUGUAUCAGUCCAUCGACCCAAAGGAUUAGGGAACUUCAGGGAUCGUGAGUCACAAAAGCUUGAGCAUUCCAUAUGCUCCUCUGAUGUGGUUUCCAAUCGUGAGUUCCAAACUGCAGCCACAGCAGGAAAAUUUCAUCCUUUCAAAGAUUACCGCCAUUACUACCCAGACUGGCACAUUCAGCCUGAUCCCAGCAUUGAUGCUUCUGAUUACUGGAAAUUUGUUUUCAAAUCAUUCAAUGACCAGUUCGCUAGGAAGUAUGAUGCUAAAGCAGCAGAUCUCCCAAGAGACUGGAAAAAUAUCACUAAAGAGGACGCCCUGCGGGGCCUAAAGCAAGGGUUUUAUCUGAAAAAAUAGACAUCUCAAGUGUAUCUUUGAAUCGGAUACACUUCAACAAAACCAAACCCUUGAUUUUAAAAAAUGGAAUAUGAACAAAUCUGACAGCCUGGACCUUUUUUUUAAAUUGAAAACUAAAAAAAAUCAAUUGCAGGUCACGUCUUCCAAUUAGUGCAAGGCUGCUGCACAGGUACAGCCCUACCAGAGCAAACUGAUAGUCCCUGUCUCCUUGCUGAACCAGAGUAACAGCCCAUCUAGCCUGGUAUCCCCACCUCUCUGCCUAAUUGUAUCAGACCAAUAACCCAUAUAGCCCAGUAUCCCACCUCCUUGCUGUAUUGGAUGAGACCUAAAGGCCAUCUAGCUCGGUAUCUCAUCUUCCUGCUGUACUGGAUCAAACCAGGGAUCCAUCCUGUCUCUGACAGUGGCCAUUACAAGAUGUUUCAGUGGGAGGUGCAAGAUACCAUCUAAUGGAAAUUUUAUAGAAACAUGUUUAGAGAGGAAGCUUCUUCCUAACAUAACUAUGUAAACAGGGUCCGAAUGAGUUCUCCCAUGACAUCUAGCUGGGAGUGGGGAGCAACUUUAGGAGCAAACUGUAUUUACAUGAACUC
This is a messenger RNA of Mauremys reevesii (Reeves's turtle), 6879 nucleotides long. Its product is annotated as interferon-induced very large GTPase 1-like. Gene Ontology annotation, biological process: regulation of apoptotic process. The record is from RefSeq and is a predicted model, not a curated record. Bases 59 to 6292 code for a protein of 2077 amino acids. Gene Ontology annotation, molecular function: GTP binding. Lineage: Eukaryota; Metazoa; Chordata; Testudines; Geoemydidae. The transcript is spliced from 11 exons.